UUGCCCCCAGCCCGGCACGAUGCUGCCCUCGCAGGAGGCCUCCAAGCUCUACCAUGACAACUACAUGCGGAACUCGCGGGCCAUCGGGGUGCUCUGGGCCAUCUUCACCAUCUGCUUCGCCAUCAUCAACGUGGUGGUUUUCAUCCAGCCCUACUGGAUCGGGGACAGCGUCAACACGCCCAAGCCGGGCUACUUCGGCCUCUUCCACUACUGCGUGGGCAACGGGCUGGCCAGCCGCGAGCUCGCCUGCCGCGGCUCCUUCGCCGACUUCAGCACCAUCCCCUCGGGCGCCUUCAAGGCGGCCUCCUUCUUCGUGCUGCUCUCCAUGGUGCUGAUCCUGGGCUGCAUCACCUGCUUCGCGCUCUUCUUCUUCUGCAACACCGCCACGGUCUACAAGAUCUGCGCCUGGAUGCAGCUGCUGGCGGCACUCUGCCUGGUGCUGGGCUGCAUGAUAUUUCCAGAUGGCUGGGAUGCAGAGACUGUCAGGGACAUGUGCGGGGAGAAGACAGGGAAGUACUCGUUGGGCGAUUGUUCUGUGCGCUGGGCCUACAUCCUUGCCAUCAUCGGCAUCCUCAACGCCCUCAUCCUUUCCUUCCUGGCCUUUGUCCUUGGCAACCGGCAGAAUGACCUGCUUCAUGAGGAGCUCAAGACAGAGAACAAAGAUUUUGUUGGCACUGCGAGGAUAUAAUGUAGAGAACAUGCAGAGGGCCCUUAUCUCGCUGGUACCUGGCUCAGACUCUCUCUCUCUCUAUCCUGCCUUCUGUCUGCUGACGAUGGUUCCAUAACGUCAACCUGAAGCCUCAGAAUCUGCCAACCUCUCUGGGGAUUUGCCAACCUUGCCUUGUGUCCAUGCCGGCCCGUCCAUUUCAUGCGACUCACCAGCUUUGGCUCCCUCCUCCUGCUCGGGGGUUGUAGAUGAAGGGAGUUUGAUGCCAAAUCCCCCUGAACCUGCUUCAAGAGGAGCAACAAACUGCAGUUUUGUUUCAAGGAAAAAGACAGAGUUUUUAACAUAUUUCUACAUUCCCAAGAAGCUCUGGAAUUUCCAUGCUCCCUCGGGAGAAUGCUUCCAGCUGAGUUUCCUCCAUAUCAUUUCCUUAUGCAGCUGGUGCAAGCCACAGUCUGUCUGGGACGCCCCCAGGACUCUAGACUCAGCCAAGAACCCUCCCCUGCCCUGUUUUGUACAGCUCCGCUUUUCUGCACUCUGCUGUUGGGGAAACCCAGCACCUGAGACUGGAACGUUUCAUACUUUUAUGUGUAAAUGAAUCUUCUCUGAACAGGGUAAAGUGACUCUGAGUCCCCUGGGAUUCCAGCCACCCUGACUUUGUACUUUAUCUCCAUCCUGCCUGGGAUGGUGGGAGGGGUUGCGGAUUGGCGCUCCCUCCCCACUCCAGACUGUAGGGAUAGAAGGCCUGUCCCCCUAAUCCCCCCCCCCCCCCCCGCUCCCUCUACUCAGAGUGGGCCUCACUGCUUGGCCCAGCCUAUGCGGCUGCCGAGGCAGCUGGCUCACUUCAAGUACUGAAUGUAAACCUCAGCCAGGCCCCCCGUAAGGUGGAACAACUGGAAAUGCAAACCACACCUGGGGUGGGGAUGGGAGUCUUUCCUCCCCUGCUGCUGGAUCUGUUCCCCCUCCGGGGCCCUCUCGUCUCUGGCUGGUGUCAAAUACCAUACGCAACAUAUAUGGUGCUUUUAUCUCCACUGGCAUAAGCAAUGCUGCACCUUGGCAUCUCUCCCUAGGGUCAGCCUUGGAGGAGGGGGCAAUGGAACAGAGGGAGAUGUUCUGUCCUGGAACCCCCUCCACUUCAGGAGCCCUGCCCCACGCUGGCUCCAGCUCCAGGCUGCAGAGGGCUGAGGGACCUGAACGGUCUGUGGCCUUGGGCCAAGUGUCAGGAGAGGCAAAACGCAGCAGGGACUCCCCAUGUCCAGAGAGACAGAAAUCCCUCCCAGUCUGGCUUUCUCGAAGGCUCAGAGCUAGGAGUCCUGAAAGGCAGUGCCCCUUGCAGGGAACGAUGCCAUUUCCUGUCCAUCCUAGAAUCCACCAUCUCAAGGCCUGAGCUGAGGGCUGAGAAGUGGAAGGAGAGUCACACAGAGUAACCAUAGCGACAGCAGCACCCUCCACAGCUCCCCAGACUAGAGCUAGACUUCAGCCCCACACUGCAAGACCAAUGUGCCCACAUCACACCAUCUAGCUGGAGCAGAGCGAGAGGCCCUCUCACACCCCCCCUCCCCUCUUUCCCACGCCCCACACCAAAUCCCACUGGCCAGCUCAGUGUGUCAGGUUUCCUGUGCUUCUCACAGUCCCAUGGGCACAGGCUUUAUAAGCCAACAGCACCAGAAAGCUGCAGGCGUUGGCAAUGCAAUAAAGUUCUAAGCACUAGCACGGAAAGCGUGAAUGCAAAGCUGGAGGCAACCACGAGAUGGUCUCUUCGACCACAGCCUGAAGGUAGAAUAGGAAGGGAAAUCAUCCAAGUCCCCCUGCAGCUAGAAGCUGGACAGGGCACAGGAGGGGGUGCAUGUGUGUGAAAGAGAGAGAAAAGUGCAGGGGAAAGAGCCAGUUAUUAACAGAGAGGCAGCUUGCCAGGGGUGAAAGUAACUUACAGGACUUACUGGUACUGCCGGAGCCCUGAGGUGGGCAUGGCUUCAACUGGAAGAGGCGUGGCCUCUCAAUAUGUAAAGGCCGUGAGGCACCGGCUGUGGCUGGGAGCCCCAGAGCCUUUAAAUCAACCCGGGGCUCCCAGCUGCAGAGGUGGCUGGGGGCUCCGGGACAAAUUAAAGCACCUGGGGCUCCAGCUGCGAUGGAGCCCCGGGCCCUUUAACCCCCCACUGCAGCUCCAGCGGCUGGGCUGGGGCUGGGAUUUAAAGGGCUCUGGGCUCCCUGCAGCCAUGGAAGCUCUGAGCCCUUUAAAUCCCGGCCCCAGUGUGGCUGCCGGAGCUGUGUGUGUGGGGGGGAAUUUAAAGGGCUUACUUUCACCUCUGCAGCUUGCCUAAGAUGGGGAGCAGAACAAGAAGCUGGUAUUUCACUGGGGAAGGGUAGAGGCACAAGGGAGCUGACAGCACUGAAAUCAGGGUCAUGGCUGGGGCAGCUGUUUGGAAGAGAAGGAGGGAACCAAACAAGGAUAUGCAGAGUCUGCAGGGAAGAAAGAAGAAAACAAAGUAAGUUGAUGCUGCCAAAGGAGCUUUCACAAACCCACCUGGGGAAGCAGCUCUCGGCAGAAAGCAGGUUGGUGGUGGAGUUCUGGUGACUCCUGGGGUCAGGCCUAUUUUACCGUUCUCUGAAAGCUCGCUGUACAAUUAGAAGGGAAGAGAUUUGGGCAACUAAGAAGCAACAAAGACUUUGUCAAUCUACAUUGAAUAAGAGGCAGUUAGGAGAUGCUGGGGAGAGGCAAACACAUACAAAGCCAGCCAGUCUGGCUGGGCUGCAGCCCUGGGCACUAAGGCAAAUAGUUGAUUCACUUACUGAAUCACUGAGAAUUUUUCUGAAAAAUCCCAGAGAAAUUGGAAGGUGUGGAGAAGAGAAGAAAAGCAAACGUAGCAGUGAAUUUCCUGACAGGCUGAGUGCAAGCCUGGCAGUUCCUAUCCGACAAGUCUAACCUCUGUUCCACUAAAAUAAUAGCAAAGAUUAAGAAAAAUACACAAACCCUCAAAUAUCUAGAGCAGGGGUUGUCAAACACCCACAGGUCUCUUACUGACACGCUCCUGGUAAGCACCACAUCCAGCACCUUCUCCCCUUCCAUUCACAAUCAGCAUAACGUUGUUGUAGCAAUGACUGCUAUUGCUUAUGCGGAGAAGUCAACAGGAAAAUACUGGUGAAUUUAUAAAUUUCUCUUAAAGCAAUUUAGCUACCAGAACCAAGGAGAUGGUGCCAACACGCAGCAACCAGCCAGUUCUCCACAGAGCAGUUUGGGAACCAGUGACCUAAUGGAUUCUGCAUAUAGGGGGAUACAAAUGACAGCUCGUGUCAGACAAAUGUGAUUGGUUUUGUUGAUUGAAGUGGAGAAGGGGAUACAGUAGCUGUAAUAUAUCUGUAUUUUAGUACAACGUUUGAUACAGUGUUUCACAAAACUUUACUGGAAAAUAUAAUUCAAACUGGAUUGGAUUGGAACCCCAUGGUGUGGUGUGAGACUGACAAUAUGUUUAAUGAGGGGCAGUGCCCAGCAAGGACUGGUAUGAAUCUGGGAUUAUUUACAAAGAGCUCCUAUAUUAAAUUGAGAGAGGAGAGCGUAGUAACUUGGGAGGAGUUGCAAAGACCAACAAGAGCAAAGAACUAAUACGAGGGGUUAUGGAAAGGAUAGAAAUACGGGCAGAUUGCAACAGAGCAAGAAGCAGUCUGUAAGAAUGCAGCUAAUACAUCUGGGGAAAAAUAACUGGAAACAGUUAUUCAGUCAAAGAGAGAGUUGGACAGCAGUAAUGCUGAAAGAGACGGGAGCAAUUGCACAGGAAAAUUUGAAGAGGAGCUUGCAAUGUAAUAUGGUAGGAAAACCCCCCAAAGCCAUGAUCUGGGCUGCAUGUGCAGAGGUGUCAUGGAGCAGAGAGGUGACAGCCCCUGGGUUAAGGCUCCAUAGCAGCAGUCCCCUAGAAUUCUGUUUUCUGCAUCACCACAGACAUAAGGGCAGUCAGAGAGGCAGCCAGUGAUCAAGGUGUGCAUGGAGGGUCUGAUUCAUAAGAGAGAUUAAAGGACCUAAAUCUGCUGAUCUAACAGGGAGGAGGGGAAUAUGCUGAUGGCAGGUAACUGGUAUGCAGAUCCCAAGGGCUGAAGGCACUCCCUUCCUUAGUGUGGCUGUGCAAGGGGGCUGGCGAAGGAGGGCCAUGGCUGGGUGGUCCCUGGUGCUUCCUUGCUGGCACAGUGAGGGCCAGAGGGUGAAGGAAGGGACGCACUCGAAGGCUCAUUUUACUGCGGCGCCAAAGGAGCACGUUCUGCCCUGCCCCUCCCCCAGGAUAGGGAUGCAUGGCCCAGGCCAGGAUGCAUCAGAGGGUGGUUGCUUGAGUGCACACUCAGAAGGAGGGAGAAGAGCUAACACUGGGCAGGCUGAGCCUCCAGCAGGAGGAGCCACCGCAGGACUAGCAGUGGGAACAGCAGGUGGAGCUUCAGAAAAGGGAGGUUCAGGCUUGUUAUCAGGCGAGUCUUGGUGCCCAUCAGAUGUACCAGAGCGUAGGCUUUGCCAUCCCGGGGAAGC
Molecule: messenger RNA, 5171 nt
Organism: Gopherus flavomarginatus (Mexican gopher tortoise)
Lineage: Eukaryota; Metazoa; Chordata; Testudines; Testudinidae
Gene: LHFPL4
Product: LHFPL tetraspan subfamily member 4
Exons: 4
Coding region: 20-688 (222 amino acids)
Biological process (GO): gamma-aminobutyric acid receptor clustering; sensory perception of sound
Cellular component (GO): inhibitory synapse; plasma membrane; postsynaptic membrane
Molecular function (GO): GABA receptor binding
Source: RefSeq, a predicted model, not a curated record